Messenger RNA from Triticum turgidum subsp. durum (durum wheat), 813 nucleotides. NCBI's taxonomy places the organism in Eukaryota, Viridiplantae, Streptophyta, Magnoliopsida, Poales, Poaceae. The record is from the annotation of a GenBank genome assembly.
AUGGCGGCGGAGCCCGCGGCGGACGGCCAGGAUCCCCCGCUGGCGGACGCCGCCGCCGCCUCCGGCGACGACGACGCCGCGGCGGCGAACGCGCUCCUGAGCGCGGCCUCGGAGCAGCUGACGCUGGUGUACCAGGGGGAGGUCUACGUCUUCGACCCCGUCCCGCCCCAAAAGGUUCAAGCUGCUCUGUUGGUGCUUGGAGGGUGUGAGGUGCCUCCUGGUUUAGUAAGCAUGGCUGGGCCUACUGCAUAUGGUGAAAAGAGUACAACUGUGGCUGCCAAAAGGGUUGCUUCCUUAAUGAGGUUCCGUGAGAAGAGGAAGGAAAGAUGUUUUGAUAAGAAAAUAAGAUACGGAGUGCGCAAGGAAGUUGCCCAAAAGAUGAAACGGCGUAAAGGACAGUUUGCUGGAAGGGCAGAUUUUGGUGAUGCUGCAAGUUCUUCUGCAGCUUGUGUCUCUGCAGCCGAUGGCGAGGAUGAUCAUUUCCGAGAAUCCCAUUGUCAAAAUUGUGGUGUCAGCUCAAGGCUUACUCCAGCAAUGCGUCGGGGGCCGGCUGGCCCAAGGACCCUCUGUAAUGCUUGUGGCUUGAUGUGGGCAAAUAAGGGUACUCUGAGAAGUCCUUUGAAUGCCCCCAAAAUGACGGUGCAGCAUCCCGCCAAUCUGAGUAAAAUGGACAGUGUGGAUGAUGACAAAGCAAUUGUUUGUGCUGAGCCUAAUCAUACCACGGUCAAAAUGGACUCUGGGAUGAGUCCGGAACAAGAACAGAAACCAGAACUGCGCCCAGCGACCGAAGGCGACAGCAUGGCUGAUUCUUGA